ACCUGGUGAAUUUGUCGCGCAUGCGCAAAAUUCACUUUUUGUUGUGCGCGAACGGAAUUCGCGCACGCGAGAUAUUACGAGCGCGAAAAUCUCGACAGCAACUCUUCACAAAGAAACGGAAAAGAGCGGGCGAGAGGAUAAUAUUAUUUAAUACUGAAAUUGGCGUAAUUUUCAGAAACUAUUGGAAGAAAGCCAGUAUUCAACGGUAUUGAUUUUUUUUGCUCGAAUAAGACAUUGCGCCCGAUACGCAUGCGCGAAACUUCCUACCCGGCUAGCAACAACGCGCCAAUCCGGAUGAGAUACUGGAAAGAUUCAAACUUGAACGUGUGCAACGUACGUUUGACUUUGUCGUUGGCUCUGCUGUGAGAUGUUUGCUCUGUCCGUCCUGUCCCGUCUUCAAGGAUUUUUGUGAUCAACCUGGGUCUCGAGCGUACGGGCCGAAAGCAACGGCAAGGAUCGCAGGGAGAGGAAACGCACACGAGUUCUUGACGAGUAAUUUGCGUGACGGGAGUCGUAAAAAACGCACAUAAAUGGUCCCAUAUUAUUAAUUACUACUGAGUGACAUAGCGAUUGUUUUUAUUUUUAUGACCUGAUACAUAUAUAAUUUUGUAUACACUAACAAUGGAGGAUCACUUUGAUGUCUGCGCACCUCAAUAUGUAGAUUUCAUUACGACCUGCAGCCCAGCAAGGAUACCAGAUUUCUUUGAACAAAUGCAUGACAUGCAUGAACCCUUAGAGAAAUUUACUUCCAUAAAUACAGAGAAUGCUCAGCUUGAAAAUGAAACUGAUGACAUAAAGGCACAGGCAGAGUUGGAUGUUGUGAAAAGUACUCCUGUCAAAGUAAUCUCCCCUAAAUGUCGUAAUAAUAAGGAAGUAGUAGAAGAGACCACUUACGAAGAGGUCAUCAGCGAUGCGAUGAAGAAACUUGAACUUUGUAAAAAACCAUUUAAAACUCGAGAAGCACUUAACAAAACUGUUACCCAGGAGCCAGUCGUUUUCAAGACACCUAAUAUGUCUAAAAUUGCUAAAUCCUCCAGAUCUGUUGGGUGUCGCAGUGUGCCGAAUAAAUGUGUUCCACAUCAACAAAAUUUACCAAGAUCCACAAAGGUUAACAGAAACAUUUGUACUCAGAACAAUGACACGUCUGCAAACAUGAAACGACCAUUGGUUAAUCAAGCUCUGUUUAAGCAAGAUAAAAAUGAAUCCAAGAACAAUACUUUCAAGGGACCAAAUAAUGUAGUAGAUAAUUCUCAAGCUAAAGAGCAAAAUAAGCAGGAAAAUGAGGAAUAUAAUGAGAAGAAUAAUGAGGAACAUGUAAAAGAUGCUAAAAAAUGUAACAAAAUAGACAAUAAUGAACACAAUGUGGAAGUUGAAGAGUUAAAAGAUGAACCAGAAGAAUCGACGGAUAAUAAGAAAAUUAAGAAAGAGAACGAUCAGGAUGAUGUGGAUGCUACAGUUGAAGACAAAAAAGAUAAUCGACAGUCUUCAAAUAAGCACACAGUUCUUACUUGGUGCAAUCACAGACCAAGUUUGCAAAAACGUAGACUGUCAGGUAGCAAGAAAUACGUCAGUCUGGCGGAGGCGGUAUCGCGCUUCCAAAAUGACACGCCCGAGCGUUUUCGCACUAGGAGUAAGGCGAACAUGACAAUGCCGCUUAACAUGUCAAAGUUGAUGCAAAAUCGUUUGAAACCAACGAUACCGAUUUCGCCGGCGCUUAUCUCAAAGAACAGGGCGCGUCCUGUUACCGUGCUGAGCCAGGAAGAGCGUGAAAAACUGGAAAUUGAGGAAAUGAAGAAGUAUCAGAUAAAGGCCAAUCCGAUACCACCUAACGUGCUGCGAGGAUCGCGGAAGACGAUCGGUUUCGUAAGGAAAUCGAUGGCAGUAGCGCAUAAGCCUGUGACAAAAUCUAAUGAAAAUGUUUCUAUCACAAAUUCGAUUCAACCCAAAAAUCCGCCACCACAUCGCGAUAAAGUGUUACCCGAUUCAAAGAACAUGGUCACGAAGGUAUUGGUGACCGAUCCUGCAGGUAUUAUUGUAAAACGGGAGGAAAUAACAUUCCUUGGUGUGCCGAAUAAUAACGGCAUUACGAAAAACGUGACACGUAUCGUGCCAUUCAGCUUUGAGGCGCGUAACAAGGAUAUGCAAAUAAAAAAGGAGCAACGAUUGAAGUGUCUGCAAGAGGCCAAUGAGGCGAAACCAGAAUUCCAUGCCAGACCAGUGCCAAAUUUCUCGAAGCCACCGACGCCGCCGGCCAAACAGCAGCAGCAGCAGCAACAGCAGAAUAAGAAUAAGAAAAUACUUCUACCAUGUCCAUUCAGCUUUGAUAAUCGGGACAAGAAAGUGUUUGAAAAAAAGGAGCAGUUGGUAAAGCAGGUGCUCGAAGAAGAUAAACGAGCGCGCGUAUUUCGCGCAAAUCCAGCGCCGAUUUUCAAACCCGUAAUGGUUCGUGGUAGAUCUAAAGAGCAUCUUUUGACGAAGGACAAGAAUACGAAGAACGAACGAGCUGAAGAUCAGGAGAACAGAGAGCCGAACAUUGAUUCUUCUAAAACACAGAGCGAGAAUAAAGAAAAAACAAAAAACACUAUUGAUAAACAGAAAGCACCAUUAAAAGCCUAUCCAUUGACAUUGAAUACUGAUAAACGGGCGAAAGAACGAUACGAAUUUAACGAGAAACUGAGACGUAAGGAAAUGGAGGAGGAGGCAAAGCGUCAAGAAGCAGAAAAACAGAGACUCGAAUCCGAGAAAAUGAUGCAGACGAAACUGCGCAAGCUUGCGGAGGUGAAAGCCAAACCGAUGCCAAUAUACAAAUCCCCGAUGGUUGUCAAAGCAACGAAACCGCUGACCGAUCCGCAGAGUCCUGCAUUUGCAAGUAAACUCAGAUCAAAGCAAACAUGAAUAUGACGCAUUAAAACGUGAACAUUUAUUAGAAUAUUUUGCUUCAAAAUUAUAUAUAAUAUCGUAACUCGCCUUGUAUAUUUUAUAUAAAGUUAUAACACACUAUAAUGUUAUAUGAAUAAAAAGAUCUAGUUUAGAUUUAAUGGUAA
This is a messenger RNA of Solenopsis invicta (red fire ant), 3044 nucleotides long. RefSeq names its product targeting protein for Xklp2 homolog. Bases 622 to 2895 code for a protein of 757 amino acids. The transcript is spliced from 2 exons. NCBI's taxonomy places the organism in Eukaryota, Metazoa, Arthropoda, Insecta, Hymenoptera, Formicidae. The record is from RefSeq and is a predicted model, not a curated record.